AUGGCUGAUCCCUAAAAAAUAGUUGGAGUAGUCUUUUCUAAAUUAGAAGCCCAACGUUCUCAUCCUACUUAUAUUAUCGAAACUAAAACUGGCAAUCUUAUCUAUAGACAGGCUGCCAAUUUGCCCUCUGAAUAAAUAGAAAAAUUUAACCUUAUUUUCAGUAAGCAAAUCGCUGAUAAACUCUAUCCCUCAUAACAAAAGAGACUGUUCUACAAGGGAACUGAAAUAGAUCUCCCUGAUGUUGAAUUCGAUGACGAUGACAUUGAUGAUUCCAAGUCCACUAAAUAUCAAUGCAAUUGUCAAUUUAAAUAAACUACGAAAAUGAUAUAACCUAAUAUCAAACAAUAUGAACAAUCAUAACCAUCUUCUAAAUCCACUAUUAAAUUGUCAUCCAACACCAUAUUAAUGUAUGACAAAAUUGAUGGAGAAUUCAAACAAGCUAAUAGAAUCGAUUGCACUCUAAUUAAAGAUAUCAAAAAUUGGGAACAAGCGAAGAUCAGCAACAAAAAAUAAGUAAUGCUCUGCAUUUCUGAGAAUUGUUUCGUUAAAUUAAAUGAUUUAAGAUUUAAGAAUCCCUCUUUGGUUCUUGAUUUUGUUUUGAAUAACUGUAUACUUGUUAAAUGA
Messenger RNA from Paramecium octaurelia, 624 nucleotides. NCBI's taxonomy places the organism in Eukaryota, Ciliophora, Oligohymenophorea, Peniculida, Parameciidae. The record is from the annotation of a GenBank genome assembly.